Medioppia subpectinata is the source of this 1521-nucleotide messenger RNA. The record is from the annotation of a GenBank genome assembly. Lineage: Eukaryota; Metazoa; Arthropoda; Arachnida; Sarcoptiformes; Oppiidae.
AUGUUAAUUACUUAUGGUUCCAUAUUAAGGUUGCAAUUGUUCAAUUAUGAUUUACCCUGUGACAAUAGGAAUGGACACAUGUAUAAACUCAAACGUUUCUACGAGUUUCUAUGCCUAUUGACAGUCGAGCCCUAUCUGUUUGCCCUAAUGUUUGUGCUGUGCCUGAAGAAGGUGCCCACGGAUCAGCUCAUCCAAGACAAGAUAUGUCGGCACACGUAUGGUCUGGAGGCCCAGUACUGCUCCCGAUUGCCGCACAUGAUUAAGACUGAAGACUAUUUGGGCAUGAAAUCAAGGAUAUUGGCCGACUCCACCAGUUUCAACCUCUAUGCUAUACUGGUCGGGACACUGCCAGCGGUGGUCAUAUCUCUGUUCAUCGGCUCCUGGACUGACACCUAUGGCAAAGCCAAAAAAGUGGUGCUCAUCGCCAACGCCGUCACCUCUAUUCUCGAGGCCCUCAUACUUAUACUCAAUGAUUAUUUCAUUAACGCAUCAUCAAUGUUGCCACAUAUGUUGACCGGCGGAGUGUUGGCCCAAUUCACUGCCAUCUGGUCAUACAUCGCGUCCACAACACCUCCGCAUAUGCGGGCCAUCCGAAUGGCAUUCGCAGAGGUUGUGCUCGGAAUAGCCGUCCCAUUGGGCAUAUACAUGGGUGGUCUGGUACUCAACACAGGGACAGUGUUCACCGGUGCCGACCAUUUAUACAACUACUCGGGUGUGUUCGCCAUAAUAGCUGCCACUUAUUUAUUAGCCCUUUUGUGGACCGUAUAUAUGGUGGACGAGGAGAACGAUAUCAAACAGUGGAUCCAUUUGUUCAGCAAAGGGUCAGACACCGAGUCGGGCCCCGAUAUCCAGCAAACUUUCAUUAAAAAUAAAUUACAGACAUUUGAGGCAAACAAAGACAAAAAUCCUUUGAAAUUGUUGUUAAAUGUGAAUAAUGUUAAACAAAUGUUCGCCACGUGUGUGAAACGGCGGCCAAACUACGUGCGACUCCAGAUAUGGCUACUGUUCCUGUCGAUGGCCUGUUGUCUGAUCGCACACAUCGGGCCAAUGAUAUUCUACUAUCAGUUCUCACAGAAAGUGUACGCCUGGGACUCAAAGGUGUACAGCAAUGCCAACGCCAUCGCCAGCAUCGCCAUCACUUUGGGCACAAUGAUUAUCGCACCCAUACUGCUCAAGGUAUUCAAACUAAAAGACACGACAAUAUCAUUGGUAGGAUUGGUGUCAUAUUUUAUCAAAAACAUUGUGAGGGGUGUUGUGUUGACUUCCGGCGGGUUUUACUACUCGCUAAUACCCGGGUGUUUGGGAGGAUUGGCUACAGUAGGCAUUCGGUCCCACUUUUCAAAGAUCAUACAUUCGGAUGAAUUGGGAAAAGUGUUCAGCGCUUUGUCGGCCAUCGAUGCCUUCGCGCCCCUCAUAUCUGCCGCCGUCUUCACCGGUAUAUUCAACGCCACAAUGGAUUCAAUGCCCGGUCUGUCCCUUAUUGUGGUGGCGCUGAUCCUAAUCAUACCCUUUGCGAUUUAG